AUGGCAACCAAUACUGUACUCGACGAACUCAAGCAGACCGAAUUGAUAGUCAAGAACACUAUUUUGGAUGCUAACGCAUUUGAUUACUCAAGUGAUGAAGAUGACUCUUCCAGUAUUGGGGAUGAAGAAGACAACAUUGUAGAUGAGAAAAACAGUAUUGUCAAUAAUUUCUUUGAUAUUGAAAUGAACGGUAAUCCAGUUUUCAAUGCAUUCUCUGACAUGUUUUCUUCUGCUGCUGCUGCUGAUGAAGUAUCAAUGACUGAUGAUAACUCUGAGAUCCCAGAAGAAGUCUUUGAGACAAUUGGUGUUGUAAAUGACUCUACAAGCUGUUAUCCUUUUUGCAAUCUUCAAACCAUGAUCCUUUUUGCUUUUAUUAAUGGGGAUAAUGACAUGAUCUUCCAGCAAAUGUUGAAGAAGAUACUGCUUGCAAUGAACUUGAUCAUUAAGAUCCAGCAAGAAACUCCCAUAGGAAGAACAUUUAAGUUAUCUCAUUUGGAUGCAUUUUUAAAUUAUCAGGCAAGAAAGAAGUCCAAGACGCCUGUCUUUCCUUCACAAAGAAUAUCAGUACCUGGAUCGAACGGGAACGCAUUCACCCAUAUUAACCUUCCUUCCAACCACUUGAGAUUUCUUAUGGCAAACCCAAAGAAAUCCAAGUUGAUCUCGUCUAUGCCCAAUCAUACCCCAAACCAAUCAAUCUGUUUGGAACAAGAUGUCUGGUUUGGAAACAUUGUUUACUUGAAGACAAACGAUUGCAGAAUCUGCUUUUUGGUUGAAUCGUUCUACACGGCAAACAAAACAUUUUUGCAAGAGAGUAUCUGGUCAGAGCGAUUUCGAUUAGUAGAGCAGAUCUCUCACGUUGGCACUACUCCUGUUGAAAGAGAUCAUUACUACAGUAUCUCAAGUAGUCUUACUAGAUUGAGUCCUGCUCAUGACUUUCUUCUUUUUGGAGUUGAUCCAAUGAAGAAGUCUAUGCCUCUUUCUGUUUUGCCCAGUAAUGUAGAUUGCAAUGCAGUAUUUUACAAAGUCAGGGUUGUUUCAAUCAUCCUUUUUACAGAUGACACUUUCAGCAAUCGUUCAAAGCAGUACAAUCCGUUUGAAAGCUGGUUAAUGAGAUGCACUGCCUUGCCUUUUAAGGAUCGAAAUUUGAUAGCAAACAUCCAGUUUCUUUCUACAAUCCCUAAGAAAGAUGGUACAGAUGGUAUGUCUCUUCUGCCAGCAAUUGUUGAUGACUUUAAGAAACUUGAGAAAGGUGUAAAAAUGUUCUCCGCUGCAGACAAUGAGUAUGUUCUGGCUGUUGCUCCCAUCCUUUGGAUUGAGGCUGACAUGCCAUGUCAUUUGGAACUUUGCAGAUUGCUUGGACCAGCUAUCAUAUUUCCUUGCAGAAGAUGCUAUAUUGAACUUAGACGUGCAAAAGACUUUGUGAAGGACUUGUCCUACUUCCAGCGCUAUGUUCUUGCAAACUCGACAUCUGACAGAGACACUGCGAUCUCAAAUGCUCCAAAAAUUGGAAUGAACACGCCUGCAAACGAGAUAAGCUUUAGAGAUUGUUUGACUGGCCGCUUAUUAGAAUUGCAGUUGUUUGAUUCAGAAAAGGAUACAUCAGUGGAAAUCUUCCACAUGAUACUUUUUGUUGUUGCAAAGUAUAUGGUGAUUGACUUGGUUAAGGUCAUGCUAAAGAAUGACACAGCUACAAUAGCAAGACUUUCAGAGUUCUUGACAGAUUACAUUGGUUCAUUCCUCAGUAGAGAUUUCAAGGUUCUGCUUCAGAUACUUCCUGUAAUUCUGAUUACAGAAUUUUCUGAAAAUUAUGAGCUAGACCUUGUAACAUCAGACUUUGAUAACUAUAUUAUCAGAGUAGAUAAUGCAGUGAAGCACUUGAUUAGAGCAUUAUUUAACUAUGAUAAAGGAACCAAGAACGAGCUCCACAAGGCAUAUUGCACCAAGCCAAAAGUUCAUUACUUGACACAUCUUAAGCAAGAUAUAAUUCGGUUUGGCCCAGCCCUCAAUUAUGAAACAGAAAAGGGCAAACAGUUCAAUAAGCACAUUUGCAAACAUCUGUUUCAUACAAAUCGCCAAAACACUUCCAGGGAUGUUUGUCUAAAGUUUGCAAAGCAAGUAGCAUUACAACAUGUAAUUGAUAGUGGGUCGUGGAUUAAUAGCUCUAGCAACCAAGAGAAGUCUGGAACUGGAAUAGAGAGAUUCAUUAAGGACAACAAUGAAUCCUUGUUCUAUUACACUUUCUUUGACGGCUCAAGAGAGCUAAAGGAUAACAACAACUCUGGAGAUAUUGAAGAUGACGCCAUCCAAAAUAACAGUUUUGAUGCAUUUGUUUUUAGAGAUGAUCCAAUCUCUCACCCUUGUAUAGGACUUGUCUCAGGCUCUGUUGUUAAGUUUCUUAGCAUUGUUUCUCGUACAGAUAAUGACAGAAACAAUAACUAUGCCAAGGCUGUAAUGACAGAACUUCUCAUGAUGUCUAUUGAAGAAGAAGCUGAGGAUAGAGAAAUGUUUGCAAGCAUUUACAACGAGCUGGUCAGUACAACCAAGCGCCAGUUCUCAGGCAUAGACACAGAAGAAAAGAGGCAAAAGAAAACCUGUAUCACAAUAUUCCGUGAUAGACUUGCUGGUGAAGGUAUCAAAGAGUAUGAUGGAUACUUUGAGCAGAAAGUUAAUGCUGCUCAUACUCUUGGGGGUUGA
This is a messenger RNA of Phycomyces blakesleeanus NRRL 1555(-), 2694 nucleotides long. RefSeq lists its product as hypothetical. NCBI's taxonomy places the organism in Eukaryota, Fungi, Mucoromycota, Mucoromycetes, Mucorales, Phycomycetaceae. The coding region runs from base 1 to 2694 and encodes 897 amino acids. The transcript is spliced from 8 exons. The record is from RefSeq and is a predicted model, not a curated record.